This is a messenger RNA of Symsagittifera roscoffensis, 1116 nucleotides long. Its product is annotated as neuronal acetylcholine receptor subunit alpha-7-like. The transcript is spliced from 2 exons. Gene Ontology annotation, molecular function: transmembrane signaling receptor activity; excitatory extracellular ligand-gated monoatomic ion channel activity; transmitter-gated monoatomic ion channel activity involved in regulation of postsynaptic membrane potential. Gene Ontology annotation, biological process: regulation of membrane potential; chemical synaptic transmission; signal transduction. Gene Ontology annotation, cellular component: plasma membrane; synapse; neuron projection. Lineage: Eukaryota; Metazoa; Xenacoelomorpha; Acoela; Convolutidae. Bases 32 to 1066 code for a protein of 344 amino acids. The record is from RefSeq and is a predicted model, not a curated record.
CUAUGACGCAUUAAAUCGUCCUGUUCGGAAUAUGUCAACUGUUACCAUAGUGAAGUACGUGUCUUCUCUUUAUCAACUUGUUGGCUUUGACUCAAAAGAACAGUCCAUCGAACUGCUGACUUUUCAGCGACUGCGUUGGUGCGAUGAGUUCCUGAAAUGGGAUCCAGCGAAUCAUUCUGGAAUCGAGCUGUCACGGUUCUACCAACAUCAGCUGUGGGUUCCUGACGUUCUUCCGUAUAACGACAUUGGUGAUUAUGAUUUCGACGAGUUCUCUCUUAUUGUGCCUCUGAUUGUGUACUCCUCCGGUCACGUGGUAUGGUCUCAGCCUGUCAACAUGAAAACUACUUGCUCGAUGGAUGUGACGAACUUUCCAUUUGAUUCCCAAACUUGUGAAAUCACGAUUGGAUCAUGGCAGUACUCAUCGGCUGAGCUGAGAAUGUCUUGCGAUGAUGAGCUGGAUUUGAAUGCCUACAUACCUGACAGUCUAUGGGACUUACAAGAAGCUUCGUGUCGAGAGCGAAAUAUGACCUCAUUAGACGGAUCAUUCAGUGAUGCUGUGGUUACUGUGACUUUCAAACGGCUCCAAACUUACUUCGUGGUUAACUUAGUAAUUCCCACUGUUUUACUUCUGGGAAUUAGUUCACUCACUUUCUUCAUCCCUGGAGAAAUCGGGGAAAAACUGAGCUUUGGUGUGACGGUUACACUUUCGCUUUGUGUUAACUUGACCAUUUUUACAGAUUUCAUUCCAAUGACAUCAAAAACAUUUCCAAAGUUGUUCACAUAUAUACUAUCCAGCAUUCUUUUGUCGUGCAUAUCAUUGGUUUUGGCAACAGUUUCCGUUAAUUUUGUCAAGAUCAACAACAACAGCAAAGAUGAAAGCCAAGUUGCAGCGUUCGAAUCAACUUUCACAAAUAUGGCAUUAAAAGAGCUUACAAAUCGUGUUUGUUUGAAUAAAACUAAGAAGAAGAUAACAAAUCGAAAAUUUGAUAUAGUUAUCGGUUUUAUUUACAUGCUGGGAGUGACCAUGUACUCUGUCAUCUUUUUCGCAACGAUGAGUCAUAAUUGAAUAACUUUUUGUUGCUGUUAACAAAAUAUAUAAACACAAACAAAUGUUUU